AGCGAGGGGAGGUGCGAUGCAGGCCGGAACGCACGACGAGAAUCGCGCCUAGCCUGAUAUAAUUCGAACAUCGCGUCGUCAAAGGACAAGAUACUUGCAGGCCGCCGGGUUCGCGCUGCACGGGGGGCUUCUGGUCGUAGCGUACAUCUGAUUCUCCUGCGCCAUAUGCACCAAGGACAUAUCAGCACUACCCCGAAGAAGAUCAUGAGAAUUCCAACGAUGACUCCAUAUGGGAACCCGCUCCCGCUACCUUUGGGUUCCGAUGUUCCAGACUCGGAGGCCAAGAAUUUAGGCGCGCUGGGUACUGGCGGCGUGGUCACAGCCGGACUACCAUAUAUAAAUUAUUUAUGGGUUUACAACUCCGAUAUAUCUCUAUUAGCUUCGUUACUGUGUUGUCCCAAAUCACAGUAGGUGUUGGCCUUAGGCCAAUAUCCGAGGGGUCAGGCAGGGUCAGGGGCAGGAUUGAAGCGUCACUCCCACGCCCUUUCCCUGCAUGUGACUGUCAUGCAAGACGAUCGACGGUCAACGCAGGCAGGACCCCAGCCACUAUGACUUCGUAAUAUUACAUACAUCACUCCUGAGUGGCUCAUAACCAGAGCAUGGCCGACCAGGGCACAGCUUAACUUCUCG
Molecule: messenger RNA, 630 nt
Organism: Cantharellus anzutake
Lineage: Eukaryota; Fungi; Basidiomycota; Agaricomycetes; Cantharellales; Hydnaceae
Exons: 5
Coding region: 348-560 (70 amino acids)
Source: RefSeq, a predicted model, not a curated record